UUUUGUUGAAAUUCAUUUAAUUCGGUCAAAAUUAUGGUUUCCGUUAACUUUUGGGCUUCUCAAAAUUAGUCUUCCAUUGAAAAACCUAAAAGAUCGUUUCAAUGUGAAAUCAUUGAAAUUUUAAAACAACUUUUCGGACUCGGACGAAAAAUCGUUAUCAAUAGAAUGGCAACAACACAACGUAGAGGAGGUUAUGAUUAUAGAGUUUCAGCAAUUCAGAACCUCAUAGAACAUCUUGAUGAAGAACUAAAGCAAAUGAGUACGAAGGUUUGGGUACCGAAAACUAAUGUGAACGCAAAUACUGCUAAUAACGCUCAAAAAAACAGCUUAAACGCUUACCGCACUCCUAUUAUGAGUCUUACGAGAGCACCAAAAAUUGAGAACAUACGGAGUACAAAUUACCAGUUUCAACUUGUGUCCAGUACUUAUAAUGAGCGUGUGUUGAGGGCGUGCCAAAAUAGACGAAUUUUCAUGGUUUCUGGAAAUUUUCAUUCAAUACGCAGGGCGUUGCGAACACGCGGUUGGAUAGAAAAAUUACCUUCAAACUUCUAUCCAAGAAUACAAGCACUUUCAGAGAGUACUAUAAUGAGUUCUGCUAAACCUGGAAAUGACUAUGAAAAAGUGCUAUUAUCGAAGCGUUUACAUAAUUGUCCGGCUUUUUUUAUAUGGCAAUACGCUAAUGCCUAUGAUUGGUAUAAAGACGUCUUACCUUAUAGAAAUCGCAUACGUCGUAAUCGGGAAUUGGAUUUUACCACAAAAGUUGGUUUAAUCGGUUGCUCCGAACAAAACUUAUGGAAUCGUGACAAUAGUUCACCUGGCAUGAAUUAUCCUCGUUUUUACCGGCUUGGUAGUUCAGCUGAAGAGCGUAUAGCAUUUAUUUCUGACUACUUUAAGACACAAUGCCGCAGCCUGAUUUUGUACCUGUGGGAAUCUCGCGCUAACUUGCAAGAUAUGGUAGAUGAGGAUAAUGGAUCCGUCCCGGGAUUCAUUGUUCGAGACGCCGUAAAAUAUGUUGAAGAUCAACUUAACGAUAAAAUGGAAGACGAAGCAGAAAAAAGUCAAGCUGAGUUACAAGUGUUUAUAAAUUUUUGUUGUAGAGUAAUGUUCUACAAAGAGAAGCUCAAAGCAACUGCAGAUUAUAUUUCUGAAAGAAUUCAAAGUGGAAUUAAUGCUAUUAAGAAACUACAAAUUACACAUCCAGACUACAAAUGGGAUGGUCAACGAAAUUUGUGGAUUCUAAAACCAGGUUAUCAGUGUCGCGGAACUGGUAUUGUCAUACGAAGAGGACUUGAUGAUAUUCUAGAAUAUGCCAGAAGAAAUACUAGCAGGUGGUAUAUUGUACAAAAAUAUAUCGAAAAGCCACUUCUUAUAUUCAACACUAAAUUCGACAUACGUGUUUAUAUGUUGGUCACCAUUAGUAGUGAUACAUUGACUGUCUGGUUAUAUAAAGAUUUUUAUCUAAAGUUCAGUUCUCAGCAAUUUAGUCUAAGCGACUUAAGAGAGUCGAUACAUUUGACAAAUCACACCGUUCAAAGGAAAUAUAAAAACGACAUAAAUAGAGAUAGAAGGUUGCCACCUUGUAAUAUGUGGAAUUCCAUCAAGUUUCUUAGUUAUCUCAGGUAUGUGAAUUCUCAAGAAGAUAUCUGGUACAAUAAAAUACUUCCCGGAUUUGAACACAGUUUGUCUGCUGCAAUAAAAGCAAGUUUUGAUUGCUUGCGGCUCGUUGAAAAUUCAUUUGAGUUAUUUGGAUGUGAUUUUAUGUUAGAUGAAUCGUUCAAUCCCAUAUUAUUGGAAAUUAAUGCAACACCUGAUAUGUCUCCUUCAACUGAUGUAACGGCUUUCUUAUGUCCAAAUGUGCUCACUGAUUUAGUUAAAGUUGUUGUUGAUUAUUCUCAAAAUUCGGAAGCACCUACGGGACAUUUUGACCAGAUAAUGAAGGUAGAUUUCAAGGCAAACAAAUCGAAACCAGUUGCUUAUGUCAGCGUUAGUGGAUUACCAUUACCAAUAGGAAAGCCUCUGGUGAAUACUGCAAAGACAUCAAUCUUAAAGAAAUCUACCAAUUUACCAAAGGCUAGCAUAAGUGCAAAACCACCUAGUACGGUAGCUGCAAAAAGGAGCAGUACUGCAACUCCAAAGAAAUUGUCAACUAAUGCCUCUAAAACCGUGAGUAAUGCUUCAAAAAACAAAGAUAUUAAACGACCGAUUCCGAAGAAAAAAGUUGUUGUGAAACGAACAAAUAUCCCAUCCAAAUAGUUAUAAUUUAUCUAAAACCAGAACUACAAUCACAUUUGGAAAAUAAACAGAAAUAUUAAGGAAGAUGUGCACUAAAUAUGAUAAAAAUUAACUUUUUUAAUCUAGAGAUAUUAUUUAAUUUGAUAAGACUUAUUUAGUGAAUGAAAUUGGAUAAAUCUGUGAAUAUACUGGAAAAAAGUGACGAUAGUUUUUUGCAGUAAGAAAAAAUAUAAAGGAAUUGGUUAUUUGGUAAUAGAUAUCGGAAAAAUAUAUGGAUAUUUGGAUAAAUUAAUAAUGCUCUGCACUCUAUAAUGUCGACCUAUAUACAAAAUAUGCCAUCAGUAUUAAAAUUAAGAAAUAGA
This is a messenger RNA of Teleopsis dalmanni, 2594 nucleotides long. RefSeq names its product tubulin glycylase 3B-like. The record is from RefSeq and is a predicted model, not a curated record. The transcript has 3 exons. Gene Ontology annotation, biological process: cilium movement; protein polyglycylation; cilium assembly. Gene Ontology annotation, molecular function: protein-glycine ligase activity, initiating. NCBI's taxonomy places the organism in Eukaryota, Metazoa, Arthropoda, Insecta, Diptera, Diopsidae. The coding region runs from base 166 to 2253 and encodes 695 amino acids. Gene Ontology annotation, cellular component: cilium.